Athalia rosae (coleseed sawfly) is the source of this 956-nucleotide messenger RNA. Its product is annotated as microtubule-associated proteins 1A/1B light chain 3A-like. NCBI's taxonomy places the organism in Eukaryota, Metazoa, Arthropoda, Insecta, Hymenoptera, Athaliidae. The record is from RefSeq and is a predicted model, not a curated record. Gene Ontology annotation, biological process: macroautophagy; autophagy of mitochondrion; autophagosome assembly. Gene Ontology annotation, molecular function: ubiquitin protein ligase binding. The transcript is spliced from 4 exons. Gene Ontology annotation, cellular component: autophagosome; cytosol; autophagosome membrane. The coding region runs from base 308 to 676 and encodes 122 amino acids.
ACAAUCGUUUUGUAAUCGUCAAUACUUGUAACUGGUAAACAUAACAAGUUAUACCAAAAGUCACGUCAAAAUCGUCACGUUUCAAAUUAUUUGAUAUAAAAGUUUUUUCCAUUUUUUCGUUUGGCUGAAAGCAAAAACAAUAGUACCUUGUUUGUUGUUCAAAGUAACUCGUUGGAUCAAUCGAUCAUCGUUGGAUCAUUUUUCAGAAUUAAAAUCAUUUGAAGAACUUCAACAAACCCAUAAGUUGUCGAGCCGUAUCAUAUUUCUGCGUAUUUGCAAAUACAAAAGCGAAAAAAACAGCGUAAAAAUGAGUUCGACUUCAAAAUCGUUCAAAGAAAAGCGUCCAUUUGCUCAACGUGUUGCCGAUGUUGAAUUAAUCAGAGAACAUCAUCCGAACAAGAUUCCAAUAAUCGUCGAGAGGUUUUAUGGCGAAAAACAACUUCCGUUACUUGAUAAAUUUAAAUUCCUUGUUCCUGAUCAUCUCACUGUUGCAGAACUCAUCAAAAUCAUUAGGCGCAGGCUGCAGUUGCAUCCAACCCAGGCAUUUUUCCUAUUAGUUAAUCAGAGGAGUAUGGCUAGCGGUAGCUUGACAAUGGCUCAACUUUAUCAGCAUGAAAAAGAUGCCGAUGGUUUCCUCUACAUUGUUUUUGCCAGCCAAGAAGUUUUCGGGUGCUAAAUGACUGCGCGGGGUCGCAAUUGGACAGUUUACUUGACUAUUAUUAACUGUCGGAAAUAAUGAAAGGAAGAUGAUUGGCAUCUGAAAACCCGAACAAACGUCCAUGUUCUCUCAUGUACUAGCUUCAUCACUCGUAAUCAGAAAUUCAUUUCACUCAUGAACGGUUUGAAGUUACCGCGCAAGUCUCGAAGGUUGUAGAUCGACAAUCAGAUUAAAAAUUGGGUAAAUAUAUUUGUAUCUGUUACCAUUUAACGAGCAAAUAUCUGAGCAAAUAAUUCGA